UUUUUUUUGCGCUUCCCGCGCCCCCGCCCCUCUCUGUCUUCUCUACCCUGGGAGCAGCUCUCUUGCCUUGGCCCCUCACCCCUGAAAAUGUAUGCCUGUUCCAGGUUCAUCUCUACCCGCUCCUUGGUCAGGAGCACCUCUCAGCUGCUGAGUCGUCCACUGUCUGCACUGGAGCUGAACCCACAGACACGGAGAGAUGAGGCCCUCAGCAGCUUGGCAGUCCCUCGUCCUUUGACCUCACUUGUCCCUAGCCGCAGCUUCCAAACCAGUGUCAUUUCCAGGGACAUCGACACAGCCGCCAAGUUCAUUGGGGCUGGGGCUGCUACUGUUGGGGUGGCUGGCUCUGGGGCUGGGAUUGGAACUGUUUUUGGGAGCCUCAUCAUUGGUUAUGCCAGGAACCCUUCUCUGAAGCAACAGCUCUUCUCCUACGCCAUUCUGGGCUUUGCCCUCUCAGAGGCCAUGGGGCUCUUUUGCCUAAUGGUGGCCUUUCUCAUCCUCUUCGCCAUGUGAAGCAGCUGUCUCCACUUCCACCUCCCAUAGUUCUUUUGUGUCCCGUCUGCCCUGUAUGUUCCUUUUCCUGUACCUCCCCAGGAAGUCUGGGGAAAGUGAUUGGCUCAGGGUUUGACAGAGAGAAGACAAAUAAAUACUGUAUUAAUAAGA
Messenger RNA from Arvicola amphibius (Eurasian water vole), 660 nucleotides. RefSeq names its product ATP synthase membrane subunit c locus 2 (gene Atp5mc2). The transcript has 5 exons. The record is from RefSeq and is a predicted model, not a curated record. Gene Ontology annotation, molecular function: proton transmembrane transporter activity. Gene Ontology annotation, biological process: proton transmembrane transport; proton motive force-driven ATP synthesis. Bases 88 to 510 code for a protein of 140 amino acids. Lineage: Eukaryota; Metazoa; Chordata; Mammalia; Rodentia; Cricetidae.